Messenger RNA from Eleginops maclovinus (Patagonian blennie), 2280 nucleotides. It is a transcript of the gene slc3a2a, whose product is annotated as solute carrier family 3 member 2a. The transcript has 11 exons. Gene Ontology annotation, biological process: carbohydrate metabolic process; L-alanine import across plasma membrane; L-leucine import across plasma membrane. The record is from RefSeq and is a predicted model, not a curated record. Gene Ontology annotation, cellular component: apical plasma membrane; basolateral plasma membrane. NCBI's taxonomy places the organism in Eukaryota, Metazoa, Chordata, Actinopteri, Perciformes, Eleginopidae. Bases 198 to 1697 code for a protein of 499 amino acids. Gene Ontology annotation, molecular function: aromatic amino acid transmembrane transporter activity; L-leucine transmembrane transporter activity; L-alanine transmembrane transporter activity.
GUGGGAACAGAUAGAGCGAUAUUAUUGGGUAGUCCAUCGGUAGGCGGGGAAAGUAGAGCGACUACAAGAGCUAGACUCAAACCGGAUUAGAAUUGAACACAGGAUUAUCGAUUGAGAAACAAGGGAAACAUACAGCACGGACCCUAGAGCUUUUUACAGGAAUAGGAUUCAACCAUGACUAAGACACAGAGAUAGACAUGAAGGAAGUGGAGCUGCGGGAGAUGGACCCUGAGAAGCAGCCGAUGACCGGUGAUGGCCAGCCUGCAGGCGGAGAGAAAAAUGGCACCGUGAAAGUGAAGGUCCCGGAUGAGGAGGUUGCCUUCACCGGCCUGUCCAAAGAGGAGCUGAUGACGGUUGCUGGAACUCCAGGAUGGGUGAGAACCCGUUGGGUGCUUCUGAUCCUCUUUUGGCUGGGCUGGGUUGGUAUGCUGGCUGGCGCAGUAGUGAUCAUUGUCCAGGCCCCUCGCUGCAAGCCCAUCCCGGAGAUGAACUGGUGGAACGAAGGACCUCUGUACCAGAUCUCUGACUCUGAAGCUUUCGCUGAUGGACUUCUAGGCGUCGAAGCAAGGUUGGACGAAAUCAACAAGCUGAAGGUGAAAGGCCUGGUUCUUGGCCCUCUUCACACCAUCCAGGCCAAUAUUCCAGCCACCCUGAAUCUUAAACAGAUCGACCCCACCAAGGGAAAUCAGGAAGCCCUGCUCGCUGUGCUAGAAAAGGCUCACAAGAAGGGGCUUUCUGUGGUGCUUGACCUGACACCAAACUACCUGGGAAGCGCUCCCUGGUUCACCUCUGGUGACGUCGAGGAAGUGAUGGAGAAAGUUAAGGAUGCAGCGGAGCACUGGCUGAGUUUGGGAGUUGAUGGCAUUAAGGUAUCUGACCUUACUUCGGCAGCCAACACUGUUGAAUGGUCCAAGUUCCAAGCUGCUGUCGAGGGCAACCGCACUGAGGAAACCAAGAAGAAGAUGCUGAUGGGUGUGGUUAAAGGUUUUUCGGCUGUCCAGUUGUCUCAGCUUGUUAACACCACAGGUGUAGAUCUGGUCCUGUCUGACCUGCUCAGCAGCAACAACGAAGGUGCGCAGCGCAUCAUGGCCAUGAACACCCUCAACGCUCAGCAGAGGAGUCUGGGCUGGGCUCUCGGUGCCGCCCAGGAUGACCAGCUGUCCAAACAGGCCUCAACUUCUGGCCUGAUCCGGCUCUACCAGCUGCUACUGUUCACCAUGCCUGGAACCCCCGUGUUCUCCUACGGAGACGAGAUUGGCCUUCAGGCAGUUGGAUCAGAAUCACCAAAAAUGGUUUGGGACAUAGAGAAGGAACCUGCAGAAGGAGCCGUUAAUGAGACUGCUGAGGCUCAGCGAAAGGAACACGUUGCUGUAAGGAAGUGGUUCAGAUCCCUCAGCGAACUGCGAGGCAAAGAGCGCUCCCUCCUCCAUGGCGACUACUACCCUCUCUCCUCUUCGACCUCCUCCCUCUCUUUCCUCCGCGUGUGGGACCAAAGUAAGAGGUACAUAACGGCGGUCAACUGGGGAGCAGCACCUGAGACGCUUGCCUUCAAACUGGAAGCUACAGAGGGUUUAGAGUUGCCAGAGACGGCCAUGGUGACGCUGUCGACGGAUGAAGCUCUGGAGACAGACACUACAGUCACCUUGGACAAAUUUGUCCUGGGAACCGGACAAGCUGUCCUGCUGCAGUUCCCCUAGAUGGGCUUAAGAUGGAGCCAAACUAUAGAAAGCUAUGCACACAUCACUUGUUUUAAAGAGAAUCUGAAGUCAGUCCUUAUCCUUAAAAAUAAGAUGACAUAGUCAAAAGAUUGAGAAUUUCUUUUGACUUUUUAAAAAUAAUUAGACAAAAUUCUCAAGUCAGAACAUUAGUAAACUGGGUCAACGAAAGUCUGCCAUUCCACAUGUUGGCCAGUACAAACCCAGGUAAAUGUUUCUGGUUUUUAACACGCAUUUCAGUUUUUUUUUGUUGUGCUGGGACAAAAUGCAGCCACUUAAGAUACGCACUGAGCAUUCUAUAUUUUGUGAUCCUUUAAUGUUGACAACAAUGUCCAGAUAUGUGAAGACAUUCCAUUUUUUGUUCUUUGGGCAUUUCUUUGGCAGGCUUUCUGUUGUGUUUUUAUUUUAAAUUUAAAGAAAUUCAUUUUUAGUGACAGUUUUUCUGUCUUUUUAACAUGGAUGGUGACUCUGAAGUCUUUUUAAAGUGCUAUUAAAAAAAGUUUUGUGACUGGCAACAAUUCUGACACAUGAACGGAAUUGAAAUAAACAGAACUGUAGCUACCUA